Messenger RNA from Gamsiella multidivaricata, 1540 nucleotides. RefSeq lists its product as uncharacterized. The transcript has 8 exons. NCBI's taxonomy places the organism in Eukaryota, Fungi, Mortierellomycota, Mortierellomycetes, Mortierellales, Mortierellaceae. The record is from RefSeq and is a predicted model, not a curated record. Gene Ontology annotation, molecular function: FAD binding. The coding region runs from base 107 to 1444 and encodes 445 amino acids.
GUUCUUUCCAAAUUGUCUCUGCGCCGCGCUCCCCUCAUUCAACUCAACUCAUUCCUCCAUUUUCCCCCACCGCUCGACCGAAUCAGAAUCCCAUUCCUCAGACACCAUGUCCAGCAGCCUCACUGUAACCAUUGUGGGCGGAGGUAUUGGUGGACUGGCCCUCGCCAACAUGUUUGAGAAGACCAACAUCAACUACAUCAUCCUUGAAAAGGCAACCCGCAUCAGAGCUCUGGGCUCGUCCCUCGGUCUGGAUGCAACGAGCUUGCCUGUCAUGGAGCAAUUGGGCCUGCUCAAUGACUUUUACGAGGUUUCCAACCCUGUACGGCACUUCAACUUUUACAACGACCAACUCAAACCCAUUGGGAGAGUAGAUUUUUCGGACCUGGAAGAGAUUGGCGGCUACCCGGCCAUUAUCCUAGAUCGUCCAGCGUUCUACAAUGUGCUACUGAAGAACCUGCCGAAGCACAAGAUCCUCUACAACAAGCGAGUCCUCUCGAUCACCCAGGGCGAAGAUGGAGCGGUGGCCAAGUGUGCUGAUGGAAGCGCGUAUUUGAGCGACAUAAUCAUCGGUGCCGAUGGGGCAUAUUCUGCAGUGCGUCAGAACAUAUACAAGAGCCUGAAGCAGAAGGGAAAGCUCCCUGCUUCGGACGACAAGCCCCUGGGCUACAACCAGCAUUGCUUAGUCGGAAUCAGCGAGCCCUUGGAUCCUGAACAGUACCCAGUGCUGAAGAACGACUUCGCAGACUUUGAAGUCGUCAUCCCCAAGACCGAUCCUUUUUAUGCAAUUUACAUGCCUCUACCCAACAACAGGAUCUCAUGGGCCGUGAUCCAAAACGUACCCAGAGGCAAUGCCGAAAAGGGUGCAGGAUUCAGGUUUUCGGAAUGGGGUCCAGAGGCCUCCAAGGAAAUGGCGGAUUUUGUGCGCCACCAGCCGAACCCGUUCCAGGGCACCUUGGGAGACAUCAUCGACAGGUCGCCUGAGAUUUCAAAGAUUAUGCUGGAAGAAAAGUUAUUCGAGACAUGGUACGAGGAUCGUGUUGUCCUUCUAGGAGAUGCAUGCCACAAGGUCGUCCCAAGCGCAGGACUCGGCGCAAACCUUGCGAUUCUGGAGGGUGUUUAUUUGUGUAACUUGCUCGUGGACAUGCCUGAAGUGACACAAAAGAACAUUACUAAGGUGUUCGAGACCUACUACGCCCAACGUAUGUUGGCCGCCAAAGCAGGUCUCAGCAAGUCGCGACAGUUUGGCAAGGUCAUGGGAGACAGGGGUCCAGUCUCGCAAUUCGUUCGCAAGAUCUUUUUCGGCUACAUGCCGGCCAAGCUGGCGAGGAAGUCGAAUGAGCAGCGAUUACAAUGCCGUCCACAGCUGCAUUUCCUGCCUCAGGUACCGGACCGUGGCUCGAUCAAGCCCCUGCCACAAGAACCAAGACUUGUCUUUAAUGCGUAAACCAUCCUUCAUACCCGCCAACAUACCAUUAUAAAAUUUCAAGGCAACUAUCAUAAUAAACCCCAGUCGACAGAAAGGAUGGAGAAAGAGACCCCU